This is a messenger RNA of Pocillopora meandrina, 11903 nucleotides long. The record is from the annotation of a GenBank genome assembly. Lineage: Eukaryota; Metazoa; Cnidaria; Anthozoa; Scleractinia; Pocilloporidae.
UAACAUCACAACAAACAUGGCUGGUCCUUCUCCAGUUGAUAGUUUCUAUGCGACUUUUCCGAGACUUAAAUCUGUUCUUUAUCGGAGUACGUCGAUAUUAGCUUUCAUUCUUUUCUUCCUCACAUAUCAAAUGGCCAUUUUGGAAUUCUUAAUCGACGAACAAGAGAAGGGUGUCUGUAUUUCAGCAAGUAAGCACUAUUCGAAUUUCUUCUUUGUGUUACGCAUUUCAAACAGGCUUUCACUUUUUCUACGUUUGUCUUUAAUCGGUCACUUUUACAGUCUAAUUUUGCUCGUUUGACACGAACGAAGAGGGAAUGAUUUCUUUAAUACAGGUGUAAUCUUGUGAUGACCAUGAAAACUGCAUAGGAAAUUGCUAUUGACGAAAGAAAUUACAAUUUGUUAGUGCGAAUUCCGCUUCACGUGGCUCUUUGGGUUUUCAAUUCAUGGUCACAUUUUUCGGGUGAUGUUGCUAUAUAUAUUUGUAUCUUAACAAUUUUUCCCCACUGGUGUGAUGUGAACUUAUAUUUCUUCAUUUCCAGAGAACUGUCUGGUAUAUAAAAGCGUUGAUGUUCAGCCGCUGAACAAUUCGAGUCUACCGACAAACUCUACCGAGGUAUGAUAUUUUUGCCAAAAAUUUAUAUUUUCGUUCCUAUGGUUGUGAACGUCUCUGAGAAAUUUUCGCCGUAUGGUACUGAAAUUGCCUUUUUUAUUUGAAUGCAAAGCGAAUCCUCACAAAUGAUUGCAAAUCUCUGGUUUUGUCAGUUCCUUUUCGAGUGUAAUUUUUGAUCAGGGUGUGUGUGGAUAGUCACUUAACAGUUUUCAUCAUCAAUGUCAAUGAUGUUUGUUAACGAUGAUGUCGUAAGGGGGAACAAUUUUUGUCACAACAGGUUGAGUGAUAGUUUCUGAAUCAAGCGUUCAGAGUAGAUGUUGGUAUUAGCAGACCCGUACGUAGAGCAAGUUUGUAGUUCCCAUUUUUCGCGUUGAGAAUUUAUUCAGUUCAUCUUUACGACUUCCGGCACCAAUUGCAGUUAUUGAUUAACCUGUGACUUCUCCCUUAUAUAGCAAAUGACGAUGUUACGUACAACAAUGAUGAGAAAAGCAAAAUCAUGAUCCUAAUUGUUGUCUUAACCCUUUCACCUUGUAAGAGUGACCAACAUCCAAUUUCUUUCCAUAAUAUCACCCUUCAAUUAAAUAUUGAGGUCAGGAAAAGAAAGGAAAUUAUUACAAAAUGAAGAAGCCGUUGAUUGUUGAACAAAUUCUCCUUGUCAGCACCUUAGCAAUUGUACAGAGAACAGUAUGGAGAACAUGCAUACUGAUCUUAGGGUAUAGAGGAUUAAUGUAACAUUAAACCUCUUCUCACUUAUUUGGGAAGACAUUAGGAAAACCUUCAGAGCAGGAUUACUAUAAAUAGGAGCUGAAGAAUGAAAACAAUGCUUUUUAUUUCAUUUAUAUUGAGAUUUACUCUGUGAAGUACUAUCAGUCAUGUCUCUGAUUGGAUGAAUGAUGUAUUUUCACAAUCAUUUGCUUGGUACUUCAUAGUGUAAAUAAAAACAUCAUACCAUGAUAAGUGCUUGAAUAAUUUUUACUCUAUCACUUGAUGCAUAAAAACUGACUUGCUUGUUUUCAAUUGUUUGUUUUCUUGAUGUAUCAUACCUUGUAAAUAAAAAUCAUUCUUGGUCACUUUCCAUUGAAUAAUCUCUGUGUCCUUAAUGCUUGAAAAAUUAUCUCAACUUACUUGAAAAUGGCAAUAGUGAUUUUCAUUAGGCUAUGUUCAUUUUGGCCCCAGUUUCCAAUCAUGCUUUCAUCAGUCGGGGUCAUUCUCAGAAGUUAAGAUUUCUCAUCUCUGGUCAUGCUUGAGUUUUCUCUGCCUAGUAAAAAUUCCUUCUAAUUUAUCGAUAUUUUAUUUGCCAUCAGUGUCUGUGGCACCUGGAGUCAAAUUUUUCACUUUUUUUUUUUAAUGUGUGAUGAAUGCUAGAGACACCAGGUAUAAAUGUAAAUACGGGUAGAUGAAUAAAUAUAUACCAGUAAAUAGGAUAUACUGAAUAUUACAUUCACUUUGAUUGGUUAUCAGUAGUGAUCUAUUAUAGGACUGAUGCUUGGAUGAUUUUGCCAUCAGCAACUUUUACUUUUUUUGAAGAAAACGACAAAAAUUUUGAGUUUGUAAAACAUAUUUCAACAGAAACUUCUAUCAUCUUCAGUUAAUUACUGUACAAAGCAUUGGAAGUUGAAUUUAUAAUAAUUAGAAAAAUGCUAAUUAUGAUAAAUGGUGAUAACAAGAAAGAUGCAAAGCAUGAAAGUGUGAGAAUUAAAAGGAUAGUUUUAGAUUGAAAUGAAGUAAUUGUUGAUUCAAAGAGGGUUGUUCUCUUUGAAUAUGAAUAACCUCUUUUAUCUUAAGUUGAAAACUGGUAAAGGCAUGAUCCAAAACAUGGAAGCUAUCUGCUGAACACAAAGCACGACAAUGUUCAGAAUCUUGCAGAUGUUUGAAAGACCCUUAUUUUUAGUUAUAUGUCACAGAAGACUAACAUCCACUUAUAUGUAUAUAUGUAUCUAUAUAGAGUAGAUGUUAUUUGAUGGCUGGGAGGUCGGUAUAAUUAAAAAUGUUGACAAAGGUUGUGCUGCAUUUCCAAGUCACAAAAGCAUUAUUGUGGCUGCGAGCAGAGUAAGGAAAUUCUAGACUGCCUAAGAACCAAUCAGAUUGCAGGAUUCAUUGGUAUGACCUCAUGUCAAACUAAACUACUAUUAUCAUUGCUAUUAAUAUUAUUAUUAUAAUUAUUAUUAUCACUAUUAUUAAUUUCAUUAGUAUUACUAAUUUUUGUCUUUGUUUAACUUUUUUCAGACUAGUACUGACCCUGUGGAGAAAGUUGUACUUAUCCUGGUUACAACACAUACAGUCUGCAUGUUGUUGGGAACUUUGAUCCUAGGACUUGCAGCAGAUGCCAGUGGCAGACUGAAGACUCUCCUUGCUUCUGUUUUUGUGAUUUUUAUAGCAGGGAUAGCAAGUUCUCUUGCUUUUCAUUUUCUUUGGAUAUUUAUUUUCCUGCGAGGUGUGAUUGGAUUUGCAGCAGGUACAUAAAGUUAAAGCUGAACAGCAACAUUUUUAAUCUUUUAACUCCCAAAAGUGAUUAACAUGUAACCUCUCCCUAUCAUAUCCAUACAUCUUGAUCUAAUACCACAUUGUUGUAACUAAUUUACGAUGAAAUGUGUAACAUCUAGAGGGGAGACAUAACAAUCAGAUCUUGGGGUUAAAGAAUUUAUUCUGUAUGGUGCAGUCUGAGCUGACACCUCAAGUAGUGAAACCAUCAUCAAAACCUAAUACAAGGUUUUCCACACUCUGGGUAACCAGUUUGUUUUUGUUCUAGCUGGCGCCAUUCAAAUCACGUUGAUUCUGGUGGCUGAAUACGUCAGUUCGACUCAUCGACCAACCUUACUGUCCUUUUUUUGGAUUACCACAACUCUGGCCUACAUGUCAGCAGCUGGGCUCGCCUAUGCGCUGCAAAAUAUCCAAAUGUUCAUUCUUGGAAUGACGCUUCCAUUACUACUGACCGUUCUGCUGUGGAAGUAUGUUCAUUUUUAGUACUAAAAUGCCAGUUUUUGCCUGACCACUUUAUAGCGCAUUAGAUCAUAUCCACAUGUAUUUUGCGCUAUAUAAGUAAUAAAUUAUAAUUAUAAUUAUAUAGCAGGUUUACCGUUACCAAAGGCGGGGCUUCUAAAAUACUUCUUCGGAGUUAAGGAAUUUGAUACCGCAGUUAGGUGUUGUCUUUCGGUGGGUGGAAAACUCAACUUUGUGAAUAUGCGGACUUGAAAGCCGGGACUUUCUGAUUUUCUUUUCUUGUCGUUCGACCUUUACAGGCCUGAAAGUUCCCCUUCCGAACAUCAGCUUGUUGUCGAGGCUACAGUCCGCCAACUACCAACACACUCCUCAAUUGAACGUCAGUUUGAAUGUUGCUGGAGCCUCAGGGAGGGAAUAAUUUCGCUUUCAACAAAAACCGAAGCAGCAUUUCUUUUUUUCAAAUUUACCAACGCUCCUGUGGGCGAAGCCUAAUCACGUUGCUUGAAAUCUCGGAGUUGUGACUCACUGACACAGUUCGUAUCUAAAGGACAAGCAUUUUGCCUCUCUUAGGUUCGCUCCGGAGUCUCCCCGUUGGUUUCUACUCAAUUCCUCCUCCGAUGAAGAAAUAAACGAGGCGCAUGUGCUGUUGGAGCGAGCAGUUGACGAACGUCAAAGGAAAACCUCAAAAUUUAGAGACUGUUUAUCGAUGUGGAGAAAAUUUUAUACCCCACCAAACGUGGAGUCGAACAACCGAUGCUUUGCUUUUCUACGACGCAAGGAUCCUCGAAGAAAAACAAUUGUGUUGGCGUUUGCAUGGUGAGUAAAGAAAGUUCUUGAACCGUUAGAGGAGCAGGGGUUGCUGUUUGACGAAUAAUAAUGAUGAUUCGCUAUCGUUAUAUAUUAGGUGAUAGAUAACUGCCAAUCAAAUUAACAUGUGCCAAUUUUUUUAUAGCAAAACAUGGCACGUGUUUUUCUAUCCCAUUUUUUUAUUAUUAUUUUACCAUUGCACACUGUUAAGCCGUUCACCCAUUGUCUAUCAGGGAAUGUAUAGCGAGCAGCGUAGCCAAUCAGUUUGCAGCGUUUGUAAUAAAAUGCUAGGAGACUUAUACUAUUGAUAUAUAUCUGGUUAUACCUCCCACCGACGCAGCAUCACAGUUUCUAUAAAAAUUUACCUCCUUUAUUCUAAUGAGAGUUUUCUUUUACUACAUUUGAAUUGGGUUUGAAAGUCAGGGAGGUAAUCAUAAUCUUGGUAGUUUGAGACAAAAAUGGCGGUGGCGAUAAUGCAAAAGCACCCUGCUGGGGAAUGAAGGUGAUGGUUUGGUGAUUUGGCAAUCAAUUUGAUGACGAUGAAGUGGACGUUGACAAUGACAAUAGUAUGUUGAUUGUAGUGAUCAUGAUUUUGCUGUUUGAUGCAACCUCGUUCCAAGGAUGAGAGAGUGCCUAGGAACUAGGUUGGUGAAGAUGUUGUUGACGACAACGACGGUCAUGGCGUUAUCGAUGAAUAAUGAAAGAAAUAAACGAAAACAACGAUCCUAGCAGUCGAGUUGUCGCAAGCAGAAACUUACUAAAUUACACUAGUAUUCGUUUCCUAAGGUCUAACUUUUCUUACUAUUUUUCAUGACAGGUUUUCCUUGGGAAUAUUGUACCGUGGACUGAACAUAAGUUCUAUACAGCUUCUUCCGAAUUUCUAUGCGAACUAUGCAGUGCGAGAAAUUGUCCACCUGCUUGGAGUUGCUUUAUUCUUCUUUAUGGUCACAAGGUAAAAUGUUUACUCUCCCCUCCCUUAUUCCCCCAGCAUUUGUCUCUUACUCCCUCUCCCCCAGUUCCCCUCCGCUUCCCCCCUCCCUUCCCCCUUCCCCUCCGCCAGACAUGUCGUGUAAGUGUCAUGUGUUAAACUUUUUUCAGGAUCGGUCGACGUGCAUGCACGGUUCUUUCCAUGAUGUUCGCCGGUGUUUUCUGUUUGCUGUUCUCUCUCGCUUCUCGUGAAUUUUUGAAAGCAGGUAACUGACCUUCGCUUUUCUUUUGAGUGUCAUUUGACCAAUAGUAAGGCAAUCACAACAACCAAUCAGAAUGAAAGAAAUUAUUACAAGGACUCAAAAUGAAAACAAGAAAGCGCGGGAAAAUUCAUUUUUUCGUCCGUGUCUACCUCGCGUAAAAUGCUAGCGGCGCCCCUGAUUCUUACACUUAUUGAUAUAAAUAUGUAUGCGUUUUUUUGGGUCUUUUUUUUCAGAGCGUCAUGCAGUCACGUUAGUGAUUCAGUUAACAGGCCGUGUAUGUAUGAUGGCUUCCCAGGCUUCGCUCAAUUUAUAUUCCAUCGAAUUGUUCCCGACAGUAGGCAGGUGAUUAUACUUUAUGUUAGUUACUUUAAUACUGAUUGAGCCGUACGAUCCGCGGGAUACGGUAACCAGGUGGCACAGAAGAGCAAAUCCCAGCAAAAGGCGAGGUGUAUGACUGUAGCGUUCCAGAGUGUCGGAGAUCUUGAAUGAAUAAAUAUGUUAGAGCAAUUCUAUAAUGCGGAUUCAGUUCUUAGCUUUAUGGUGUUAGUUUAUCAGUCUCUCCGUUAGAAAUUACAAUUGAAUUUUAGAAUACGGUUUUUACCCCUAGUUUCAAUUCAUAUCUACAGAUGCUCGGCCGUUUGCUUGGUAUUUAGUUUUGCCUACUUGGGCGAAGCGCUGGCUCCUCUGAUCAUGAAGCUCCAAUUGCUGACUCAAGCCGUAGUGCCGCUCGGUGUGAUGGGACUCCUCUCUCUGACAACUGGUUUUUUAUGUCAAUUUUUUCUUCCCAAAACCAAAGGCAGGGAAAUUGAGACCUUUGAAGAUAGCACGGAAAUUGAUGGUUUAAAAGAGAGGAGUCCAAAAUUUUAUCGAAGAAGAACGACGAAUCGAAGAUCACAGCAAGUUGAAAUGACGGAAAGUACUGAAAACACAGUCAAUGAUGCGAGAUGCGACGAAGACGCGGUAAGAAAUGAACGCCUUUUUUCCGUGAGAACUUCCUCUUUUUUAGAAAAUGUUUAUCUAAUUCACAGUUUUUUCCUUUCUCAGAAACUUCGUCAAAGUUGGGAGGUAUCGUUUGAUCGCGUGUCUCAAACCUCACAUUGGGAGGUAUGAGAGUAGUUGACCGUAGCCUUCUUAAAUACAAUACCCUCAUUCUCACAAAAACCUUGUUCGGUAAAUAAAAACUAAGCUGGUUAGCCCAACUGGUAUUAUAACGAACCCACAAAAUGACCAGCUUCCAGUUGGCUUGUCAGCUUAGUUGGUAGAGGACUGCACCGGUAUCGCAUAGGUCAUGGGUUACACUUCCGUAAAGGCCUGAAUUUUUUCCAGGCCUUAUUUUCACUACUGCUUAAAUAGUGUUCAUUACUGCGAAGAUCUAUUUCAUAUUUAGUUAUUAAUCCUCAGUACGCAUAUAUGAUUUUCAUAUAUUCACAAUCAGUAAGUGAAGUUUACAACUCCACGGUUCUUCAGUGAGGAACCAAUUCUGGUGGCAACGUGCCAUUGUAAAGAUAUUUACGUUUUUCUUAACAGAUGCUGAGUUACGAAGACGCAAAAAGGAAGUAAGUGAGAUUACCUAGUUGUAUUUAAGCUGGCUGAUGAAGGUAGUCAAAACAGGUCGUGCGGCAAAUAAAGAAAACAGAACAGGUGUUCUGGACACCAGGCCCCAGUUGUUCGAAGGUCGAAUAACGCUAUAUAUUGGAUAAAUCGCUAUCUGGUGGAAAGAGUAGUUCAUUUUGUAAUCCCUUAUCCUUAGGAUAGCGGUUUAUCCGUUGGAUAGUGUUAUCCACCUUUUGAACAACUGGGAUUAGACGGACACGUUGAACUUCCCGUGUCCAGAUCAAUUUGAGAAAAAUACCAUUUCAUGUGACUUUCUUGUCUAACAGUUGUUCAAAAGAUGAUUUGGUGCAAUUGAUAGUUCAAUUUCAUUUCUCUUUUAGAACUCUAAGCAUCUCUUCACAUCAAAGCUUUGCAGAAGAAUCCCAUAUACUGUCUGAGGAAGACAUCGACAAGGUAUCAAGUGUCUUAAGUUUUCUUAAUUCAAUCAGAUCUUCUGCAAGUUGGCACAGAAAAUGUUUCCACCGUUUCAUCUAGAGUGUGUAAUCAAUUCCUUAUCGCGAGCGAGGGAGGAGUGAAGCGUUGACAAAUCUCGCGUGUUUUUACACGCGCCUCGAAACUCUCGCGUGAAUAUUUCUCAGUGGCUAUGUGAAACGAGCUCAUAUAAUGUAACAGGGUCUGUACCAACUCUUCCGCGGUUUCAAUAAAUUCUGACCAAACAUGGUUUUCGAUACCAAAAUCUCUUAACUGAUUGACAAGGAAAUGUACAGUAGUUAGAAAAGGAGACUUGCUAAUCAGGUCCUGGGAACUUAAGGUUUAACCCGGUUUGAUUGUUUUCAGCUGGCCCUUAAUCUCCGAUCAACAACGUGGAUCUUGGCCUACAGCACAUUUCAACAUGGUAUGAGUCUUAAUACAUUAUAUCACCGGGUCAGAGAAGUUGAAACUCCUGUUCUUCUUGUGGUCGAGGAUAGCAAUGGAUUUGUAAGUAUUUUGUGUCAUUUUUUCUUUCAUCGUUUGCGAGGCGGAAUUUACCCUGUCAAGAUAAAAUCCAAAAAUGCGAUGAAGGGUAACAGACCAUCUGCAGAUAAGACCUUUUUAUCCAAAGAUUGCCAACCUCCUAAAUAAGUUGCCUCUAAAAUACGCGUUUCAAUGAGUUUCCUGGCGGAAGGAAGCUAAAUAGUUAAAAAGGGUUAGGGUUAGAGAACGUUUCUCAUAGUAUUUAACGAAAUAUCGAUGACUUAGCCUUGGAAGCCCAACGAAAUGUGCAUUUUUCUGUGGCAGGUGUUUGGUGUGUUUUCUCCAGUGGCACCCAGGAUUGGUCCUGACAAAUUCUUUGGCGUUGGAAAAUCAUUUUUCUUCACUUGUAAACCGAAAUUCGAGGUAUGAAAACAAUUGAAAGGAAUUUUUAUUCGAAACUUAUGCGGUAGUAGGCUAGUUUUGCUUCACCACACUGUCAAUCAGACACAAACUCACACUAGUCUCUCGCGUAUCAACGCGCCUUUGGCUGUUUUCAUGUAUUGUCUUUGAUUUCCCAUCAGCUGUGUAUAACAUUUAUGUCAAUUAGUUUUUUUGUUUUGUGUUUUUUAUAAGAAUAUAUUUGCCCCGAUAUGAUAAAAAGUUUAUAUCAAUCUCUGAACAAUCGCGAAAGGAAUGCUGCAUUACUUUCGUCUGUCAACAAUUUUUUUAGUUCUUCGGGUUAUAUAGUAGAUGAUCAUUAUAUGUUGGGAAACGGGCGAGUUCUUGAUUGGCUUUUGCUGAUUACUGUGGUUUUAGUGUUAGGAGACUCUAUCAAGGUGUACUUCAGUGUUUCUGUUCCUUGUCUUUGUUUUUGACUUAGCGCAUAGUUCACUUGAGUUAACAACCUAAAUUUAAAUUUAUUUACGAUGUUGAUUUCCUCAGAUCUAUCCAUGCAGUGGAAAGAAUAAUUAUUACAUGACAGGAGACAACACAAACCUUGCAUUUGGAUGUAGCGAGUAAGUACUUAAAAUAAUGUUUAAAGAAUUAAACGCGGUUACCUAUUUGAUCUAAGUGGUUCAGAAGCUGGUGAGCUGUGCAGAGAGGACGGCAUUGUUUAAAAGUUGAAUACCAGUUGGGUUCUCUCUUUCUUUGUUGUUGUUUAUGUUGUUAUUUUAGACAUUGUGUGAAUGAUGUUCAGUUCAUAGUCGCCUCUCUAGACUGUUCACAGCCAUCUAUGACCAUCUAUUUGAGCACCUGAAAUAAACGAUGGGAGAUCCAAGGCGCUUUCCGUUGGUCUAAAAAACCAAUUGUGAAUGUUUAUUAAUACAAUUUAUCUCCCCAACCAACGAUGUGGCACGUAAAAAAAUUUUUUUUGAGCGUUGUCCCAAUAGAUCCCGGCUCGACUAAUUUCACGCGCGCUACAGCAUUAACUCACCGGUGCUUACUAGCGGAAAGUGGGGUUUGGGUUCCAUUUUAUCCGGCAGAAACGAGUUCUUUCAGUUUGGCCCCAACCAAACUCCAACAAGUGCCUAUCAUUCUAUUCUUUGGGAUGUAAUAUAACUCUCCCCGCUUCUAUAAGGGAAGAAUGGCGGGGGGGGAGGAGUCGCUCGACUUACCAAAGAACGGGUGCAAAGGUGACCUUAUAAAAUAAUUCAUGUAAAGCUUGACUUUACGGCAACCUGAAACUUAGCCGCUCAGUACGUGAUUGAAAACGCCCCAGUGAAGAGACAGUUGAUUCUAUAGUUCCAGGGAGACACGGGACAAUUAUCAGGGAGACAUGUUUAUAACUUUCAGGGGGAAAUUUGGCCUGUGGCUGGACAGUGAACUUUACCAUGGUAGAAGCACUGCGUGUGACACUUACAACAGUGAAAUGCUCUCCGCGACAGAGGACUUCAUUUGUAUCGGAGUGGAAGUCUGGGCAUUUGGUUAGGUAUGGUGUGACCAACGCGCCUGCCACGCCACCGUGUCACGCACAUCGACCGUUUUAGCUUCCAUCUCAUCAGAAAUAUAACAAUCACAAUCCCUACACAUCAGAGAGAUACCUUUGGAUGGAUCUAUGAAUCGAUUUGAUCACGCUUUAACAAAAACCAUUUAUUGACCUGCAUAACAAAUGGAAAGAAUGUCAGCUUACUUAUAUACGUGUGUUUUCUAAUUAACUACGAAAUAACGCCAAAUGGUAAAGCCAUGAAGCAACUGUCAUUCAAUUAAUAUAGAUGAAGAAAUUAGUAAAUAAAAAAUGUUAUUAUCAUGAUUUAUAUCAUGUAAAAAUGACCAGAAAAUCCUUAAGAAAUAUUCACUAAUUAUUCUCAAUUAGAUUUAAGCUCACGGAGAUUUCCUUUUUAAGAGUUCGAUUCAUUCCGCGCGCGCAAAUUGAUAAGCUAAGUAUGUAACGUAGCCUGCGGACUAGCUCGUCUCUCGGAGAGAUGCUCCGAAGAUGCUCGGAACAUGCUCGUGUAAUGGCGCCAAUGAGAGCCUGGUCUGCAGAAUAUUUAUAUCUGAAUGAACCGAUAAUUCUCUUCGUUUCGGUUCCACUUUUAGGGUUAACCCUUUAACUCCCAUGAAUGACCAAGACAGAUUAUAAGUUGAUCCAGUACCAAAUUCUCCAAACUAACAUCACAAGAACUGUAUGGCAGACAGUAAGGAGAAUUACUAGUGAGAUCUUGAAAUUUAUAGGGUUAAGUCCUCUUUAUAACGUGUAGCACGCGUGUAGUAGUAGUAUUUUUGCAGAAAUGCGGUACAAACGUGAUGAAAUACAAAUUAUACAGAUGUUACAUAAUUUAAAGUAUCAAAAUAAAUCGUUUAUCAAUUAAUUUUAAUAUCAGAAAGAUUUGAAAUAAAUGAGAAAAUACAUCUAUCAUGAAAAAAAAUUGUAAAUAGUUUGUCAUUAUUGUGAGUAAGAUUUAUGAUGAUCUAAAGAAUUACACAGUUGAACAUUCUCAGAUUAUUACAGGCGAACUGAUUCUUUGGCAAUAAACCAACAACGAUAGAAUAGGAAGUAUGCUUAAUUAAUGCAAAUAUGAUUAAUUCCUUUCCAAGCCAAUGUAAAACUCUGUGAAAUACUUAUUUUGUAUUUAAUGACGUUACAAAAGCAAAGGAAGUUUAUAAAAAAAUUGUAUGCUUUUUAACAUUCAAAUUCUAAAAAAGUGCAUUUCUUUAGUAAACAGGUAAUGAGGAGAAAAAAAACAAAAACUAACUGCUUCUUGAGGAGUAUUGUCGCCUACCACGGAGCACUAUUUUCUUGAUGCAAUAAUGAUAUACAUUAAAAAAUUACGCGCUUCUGAUUGGCUGAAAACGUGUGCAUUUUUUACGGAACAUGAGUCCAAAGUUGUAAUACGAGUGCAAAGUUGUAUUAAGUGUACAAAGUUGUAAAAAGGGUAAGUUUCUAAAGAAACUGUGGUGCUGCGUCGGUGGGAGAGUACAACACUAAAUUACCCCGUUAUACAAAGUUGUAACACGAGUGCAAAGUUGUAGUACGUGUAAUAAGUUGUAUUACGAGUGCAAAUUACGAAUAGUGUGCGCACUGUCAAAAUUUUGUCUGUCUUGAUUUUUCGUGAUGCUUUAUCGUGUAAAUUAUAGUAACCUGAUUUCUUGUGCAAUUUGGUGUAAAUGAGCGCUCGUAAAUGUUUCAGACUAGUGAGAAAUUGCGCUCGCCCUAAGGGCUCAUGCAAUUUUGUGGUCUUUGAGAAAUUUACCUGUCCAUAUUAAAACCCAAUUGCACUCAAAAUCAUGUUAUUACCAAUAUUAAUAUCUAUGGACUAUGGGCUGUCUAAACGUAUCGUUAUCACCACUACCGUGUGGUUAGAUUUACAGCUUUAAAUUUUGUUGACCAAUAAACGUGAUUCAUGGAG